AUUUUCGCGCGGUUUUAGGAAAGCAUUGGAUCGAUCGUGUUUGUUAAGGCAUCGGAAAUAUACUAUUUCUGGCACAUUCCGGGCUCAUCUAUCAAAAUACAAACUUCGUAAUUCUAUCUGAUUUAGGAAUACAGAUAUGGCAGAAAAUCAGCUCUCGGAGUUUCAAACAAAAAAGGUUCUUCGGGUUUUUAAUAUACUUUAUGGCAAAAAUGAUGACGGAGUUAUAGCCAAAGAUGAUUUCCUUAUUGCCAUUGACAAAUUUUGUAACAGUCUGGGAUGGCCUAAGGAUGGGGAUCAAUACAAUAAAGGAAAAGAAACAUUACUUCUCAUAUGGGACGACCUGAAAAAAUACGCAGACGAAAAUCAGGAUGAUAAGGUCUCCAAAGAUGAAUGGGUUCAGAUGUGGAGUGAUUGUUUACAAUCGGUCAAAAACGGAAAACCUUUCCCGGAAUGGCAGCAGAGGUUCAUGCAGUUCAUGUUUGAAGUGAAUGAUAAAUCAGGUGAUAAUGAAAUUGACAUUGAUGAGUAUACGACGGUAUGGAAUCAAUCAUACGGAAUCCCCAUAGAGGAAUGUCGUGAAGCAUUCCACAAGAUAUCUGAUGGCAAGAAUAUCACAAGAGAAGUGUUUGAAAUGCUGUGGAUAGAAUAUUUUGUUUCAAAUGAAAGAGCUGCGAGGGGAAAUUAUCUGUUUGGCAUUCCAGACUUCAUUUGAAAUGAACAGUGACCUGUAUCAGAUUUCUCAACAAAGAGCGGUAACCUCCUCUGGGUUACUUUCUUGAGAAAUUAAUUACAGUGUUUUUGAGUUAUCGUUCCUUUCAAGGCAAUGAAAAAAAAAAAACAAACAAAAAAUUUACAUUAUUUUCAAUGCAUGAAGGAAAAAUUGCUUCAGAAAAAUUCAACACAUUUUGUGUUUAUCCUAUGAGACUAAUGAACAGAAAUCAAAUAAUGUUAACUUGCCUUGAUACUAAAUAAAUAAAAUAAAUUAAAAUGAAAUAAUGUAAAAUAAAAUAAAACAAAAAAAAUUAAAAAUCCUAGACUUUGUUGGAAUUACAGAUAUUGUUUGACUAUAGAACGAACGACAAUUUUUGUUGGAAGAAGAUCGAACGAUAACUCUAGGACGAGAAAAAAAAAAUGUGCUCUUAAAUUUGAAAUAUCGUCUCUUAUUUAUUGUAGAAAAAUAUUCAUAUUGUAGUAAAUCCUAGAAGUUUUUACUUUUAUACAUUUGGUAUAUGUUCCUUGAUAUGUAGUGAAAUAAAUAAAACAAUAAAUUAUUCAUUUAUCAAA
Saccostrea echinata is the source of this 1284-nucleotide messenger RNA. Its product is annotated as sarcoplasmic calcium-binding proteins I, III, and IV-like. Bases 137 to 712 code for a protein of 191 amino acids. The transcript is spliced from 7 exons. The record is from RefSeq and is a predicted model, not a curated record. NCBI's taxonomy places the organism in Eukaryota, Metazoa, Mollusca, Bivalvia, Ostreida, Ostreidae.